AUGGGCGCCCUAACCACCACCACAGCCCCACUCCAUGUGGGUCGGGUCAAGAAGUUGGACAUGAUAAUAAACCGGAUCCACACCUUUGUUCACGGCCUCGCGCUCGUUGCCCUCCUCCGCUACCGCCUCACCACCCUCUCCCACAUGCCCACCCCACUCCUCCCACACAUCCUCAUCUUCCUCUCCGAACUAAUCCUCUCCUUCCUUUGGCUCCUCCAUCGCCCUUCCAAGUGGCGGCCCGUCACGCGGUCCACCCACCCGGAGCGCCUACCACCGGAUGAGGAGCUGCCAUCGGUGGACGUGUUUGUGUGCACGGCCGACCCCUCUAAGGAACCACCACUCGGAGUGAUGAACACCGUCAUAUCUGCCAUGGCCCUCGACUACCCUCCCAACAAGCUGGCAGUGUACCUUUCCGACGACGGCGGGGCUCCUUUCACUCUCUUCGCCAUCAGGGAGGCAUGGAAGUUCGCCAAGCUGUGGGUCCCAUUCUGCAGGAGCCACGCCAUCGGGACCAGGUGCCCUGAGGCAUAUUUCUCUGCCUCGGCCACUGGCGACACCAGGUUUCUGGCUCAGAGGAAGGAGAUUGAGAAAAGGUACGAGGAAUUCAAGAAAAGCCUGGAGACAAAUAUGGAAAUCAUUGGCACUUCGGUCAGCAGAGAUCACUCGGCCAUAAUCGAGGUGAUAAAUGAUGCGAAUGGAAAUGGAAAUAACGAGUCGAACCAAAAGGGAAUGCCAUUUCUUGUCUAUGUAGCUCGCGAAAAAAGGCCCUCUCAUCCACACCAAUUCAAAGCUGGAGCAAUUAACGCGCUUCUUCGUGUAUCAGCCAUGAUCAGCAAUGCCCCAUACUUUAUAGUGCUCGACUGUGACCAUUAUUGCAAUGAUCCAACCUCGGCCCGUCAAGCAAUGUGCUAUUAUUUUGAUCCCGAAAUAUCACCAAAGCUAGCAUGGGUUCAGUUUCCUCAGCACUUCCAUAAUAUGAGUCAGUAUGAUUUGUAUGACGGCAAUCUGCACUACUAUUGGAGGGAGUGGGAAGGGCUGGAUGGUCUAAGAGGGCCAACAAUUACUGGCUGCAAUUUUUACAUGAAAAGGGAAGUAUACUAUGGAACUGACAAAAUCCCAAAGGAUGCUGAUCUAAACCAGCUCAAGAAGUUUUUCGGUUCGAGCAACGAGUUGAUAAAAUCAACUUACAAAGGUUACAGACCGAACGUGUCGAGGGAUGAUGGGAAGAUUUCGGAUGCGCUGCAGAAGGAGAUCCAAUGGCUCGCUUCUUCUACUUACGACAAUGGCUCCGAAUGGGGAUUAGAGGCGGGAGCAAGGUAUAACACUGUAGUGGAAGACUCGAUGACGAGCCUUAUAUUACACUGUAAGGGCUGGAUUUCAGUGUGGGUUGACCCAGCCAGGCCUUGCUUCCAGGGCACAUGCCCCACAAACCUGAAUGAUAUGCUGGUCCAACAAACAAGGUGGGCUUUCGGGCUGCUACGAAUGACCUUGUCAAAGUUUUCGCCUCUGAUAUACGGCCCACCUCGGAUGUCCAUUUUCCAAAGCAUGUGCUAUGCAGCCCUCACCAUGGACCCUCUCUAUGUGUUCCCUUUUUUCGGUCUCGGCCUCAUUCCUCAAAUCUGCCUCUUACAUGGCAUCUCCCUCUAUCCCCAGGUCUCGGACCCCUUUUUCCUGGUUUUUGCUUUCCUUUUCCUAUCGUCCCAAGUGAAGCACGUGCAAGAAGUGGUCUCGUACAGGGACCCGCUUCGUACUUCCCUCUACGACCUAAGGGUGUGGAUGAUGAAGUCCGGUUCAUGCUACCUCUAUGCAACCCUAAACGCGUUCCUCAACCUGUUUGGAUUAAACGAGGCCGAUUUUUCACUGACGAGUAAAGUCCCAGACGACGAGGAGACCAAGCGCCACAAGGACGGUGUGUAUGACUUCCAGACUUCACCUCAACUUCUUGUCCCGAUGUGCACCGUCUACAUAUUGAAUCUGGUCUCCUUUAUCGUCUGGACCACAAGGGUCUUCCGAGGUGACGUAGGGGCAAAGGAGGCAUUGUUUGGUCAAGCCGCGCUUGCUCUGUUCGGGAUUGGUGUGAACUACCAUUUGUUUGAGGGGAUGGUGUUGAGGGCUGAUAAGGGCCGGAUUUCGCCCUUUGUGACGGUGUUGUCCAUUGGUGUCACCGUGGUUGUGUGGUUCCUCGGAUCGCUUCUCGUUUAUUAUUGA
Striga hermonthica is the source of this 2208-nucleotide messenger RNA. The record is from the annotation of a GenBank genome assembly. Lineage: Eukaryota; Viridiplantae; Streptophyta; Magnoliopsida; Lamiales; Orobanchaceae.